Messenger RNA from Lagopus leucura (white-tailed ptarmigan), 3102 nucleotides. RefSeq names its product PH and SEC7 domain-containing protein 1-like. Gene Ontology annotation, biological process: regulation of ARF protein signal transduction. Gene Ontology annotation, molecular function: protein binding; phospholipid binding; guanyl-nucleotide exchange factor activity. The transcript is spliced from 14 exons. The record is from RefSeq and is a predicted model, not a curated record. NCBI's taxonomy places the organism in Eukaryota, Metazoa, Chordata, Aves, Galliformes, Phasianidae. Bases 139 to 1719 code for a protein of 526 amino acids.
CGGACUUCGCCCAGAGGUCCCGGAGGCGCGGGCUUCCCCGGGUAGCACCAUGGCAUCCGCGUGUCUGAAAGAGAAGCCGCCCCUCCGCCCGCCUGCGAGCACCCCCUGAGCCAGCUGGUUUCUGACUCGGACUCGGAGAUGGACAGCAUAGAGCAGCUGGCGCUGGGCAGCACCGACACGCUCUCCAAUGGGCACAAGGCUGAUCUGGAGGCUGCCAAACGUCUGGCUAAGCGGCUCUACAACCUGGAUGGCUUUAAAAAAGCAGAUGUGGCCCGCCACUUGGGGAAGAAGUACGUCAAUGAAUUCAGCAAGAUGGUGGCAGGGGAAUAUCUGAAGUUCUUCGUGUUCACAGGGAUGAGCCUGGACCAGGCCCUCAGGUCCUUCCUAAAGGAGCUGGCCCUGAUGGGAGAGACACAGGAGCGAGAGCGAGUGCUGGCUCAUUUUUCCCAGCGCUAUUAUGAGUGCAAUCCCAAUGCCAUCUCCUCUGAGGACGGAGCCCACACCCUGACCUGUGCCCUGAUGUUGCUGAACACAGAUCUGCAUGGACACAACAUCGGAAAAAGAAUGUCCUGUUCUGACUUCAUUGGCAACUUGGAAGGGCUCAAUGGAGGCACCGAUUUCCCCAAGGAGCUGCUCAAGCUGAAACACAGGCACGGGCCCUGCCUUGCUGAACACAGCAAGAGUCAGAGAGCGUGGAGGCCCUGGGAAGAGGGGGUGGGCAGUCUGCAGCACCCUGGGGCACUGUAUGGCUCCAUCAAGAACGAGAAGCUGCAGUGGGCCAUAGACGAGGAGGAGCUGAGGAAGUCCCUUUCAGAGCUGGCUGAUCCCAAACCUAAGUCCAUCAAACGCAUCAGCAGCUGCAGUAACCCUUUCCUGGACUUCUCCCAGGACUCCAGCAUCGCCACCUACAAGCACGGACUGUUAGUGCGCAAGAUCCAUGCUGAUCCCGACUGCAAGAAAACCCCCCGAGGGAAGCGCGGCUGGAAGCCUUUCCACGCCAUCCUGAAAGGGAUGAUUCUCUACCUGCAGAAGGAGGAAUACAAGCCAGGGAAGGCGCUGGCAGAAGAGGAGCUGAAGAACGCCAUUAGCAUCCACCACUCGCUUGCCACACGGGCAUCAGACUACAGCAAGAGGCCCAACGUCUUCUACCUCAGGACAGCCGACUGGAGGGUCUUUCUCUUCCAAGCACAGAACUCCGAGCAGAUGCACUCGUGGAUCACACGCAUCAACGUGGUGGCAGCCAUGUUCUCUGCACCCCCCUUUCCCGCUGCCAUCGGUUCCCAGAAGAAGUUCAGCCGCCCGCUGCUCCCCAGCUCCUGCACCCGGCUGUCCCAGGAUGAGCAAGUAAAGAGCCACGAGUCCAAGUUCAAGACGAUGUCAGCAGAGCUACUGGAGCACCGCUCCUCUCUGCCGGAUAAGAAGGUGAAGGGCAAGGAGUACGAGGAGCUGAAGCAGAAGGAGGAGUACCUGGAGUUUGAGAAAUCCCGCUAUGGCACCUACGCCAUGUUGCUGCGGGCCAAGCUGAAGGCUGGCUCUGAGGACCUGGCGGCGUUUGAAUCCACGCUCUUUGAUGCAGCAGGCGGUGAGGAUGAUGGCCUGAAAAAAUCCCGCUCCAGCCCCUCGCUGAACGCCGAGCCCUCCAGCACAGGCACCAAGGUGAAGCGCAACAUCUCAGAGCGUGCCAGCCGCCAGCCCCCCGGCCACCCCCAGAAAUCAUAAGCCAGGGGCAUCAGCCGCCUGCGCUGCAGCUCCGAUCCUGCCCAAGGGCGCUGGGUGGGUGCCACAUACCUGCUGGGACCCUGCAUGAGUCCAUCCUCCGGGGGCACGCGUCACGGUGGGGACAGCCAUACUCAGCCACCAACAGCAGUCCGGUGGCCCCUGGGCCAGAGACAGAUGUAGGGCAGGACCAAGGGGCUGCAGGUCGGAGCUACCCCACAGACUCAUUCCUGCUCCCCUUGUUCUGUGCUUGGCUGCAGGCUCCCCUCCAGCUCCCCACCCCUGGGAGGGGCAGGGACUGACACCCCCUGACUGGGCUACUUUCCUUGGUGUAAAACUGCAGCGCAGCCGCCAGCUGCUUUCCUCAAGCUCCUUUAUGCCAUGUGGAAUGGAGCCAUCCCUGGCCCCCAACUCCAAGGGCUGGGGGAACCCAGGUCCCCCUCCCCACUGCCCCCAUGCCUCUUGCUUUCUUACAACUUUUGGACGGGUUUUGUGAUACAGUUUUGCACUUUUUAGUACCAGAUUGAGCUGACCACCAGGGAGUUUUUUGGGGGGCUAAUUUUGAUGCUUUUUGGGAACUAUUUAAAAACAAACAAAACAACAAACAGAAAAACAGUGCACCAAACUCAGCCAUGUCCUGUAGACUGUGCACUUCUAGGGGGGAAAUGUUUUUACAUGGACUCAAAGGAGGACGCAGAACCCCCCCAGACAGUGAGCUGAGCAUCACUGGUGUGCUGUGAGCCCCCACCCUGCACCAGCAGCCCUCCUGCAGAGCCCUGAGCUGAGCAGCAUUGCCUACAUGCUGGCUCUUUGUGAAUGUGGGCACAGCUCUGCAGUCUGGACGUGGCCCUGGGCCCUGCCUGGAUGUGCAUUGGGCAGAGGUGGGUAUAGAGUGGGGGAUGGAGAGAAGGGGGCUUUCCUUCCAGUGCCACUUCUCCAAAGCAUCACAAGGGCCUUGGAGGAUGCAAAGCUGAGUGCCGCUCCAAUAAGAGGAGGAGGAGCAGAGGCUGGAGAGCCUGCUCUUUGGCUGCAGGCUCUCGGUUCCCAGGCAUGCCCACAGGGUGAGCAUGGCCGGGAGGACGCUUGGAGCAAACACUGGUGCUCACGUAGCCGCAGGAGCACUGGAGGCAGAUGGCAGGCACUAGGGCUGGAGAAGGGCUGGGGGCUGCCGCUGCUCCUGGUGCGUGGGACCUCGCCAGUUUCAGCACUGUGCGAAUGUGUCAAACUUUUUAUUCUGCUCUUUUGAGUCUAUUGCAAAAAAAAAAAAAAAGAAAAAAAGAAAAAAAAAAGAAAAAAAAAAUUCCACCCUUGCCCCAGGUGGCUCAGGGGGAGAAAAACCUUUGUACAGCUUCUUCUGUCGGUUACUGAAGUAAAACUUGCUCUUCA